AUGACUACCGGUUUGGCGUUAGAAGACGUGCCCGUCACUCUGCUGGAGUUGCACUGCCCGAUGAUCUGGGACCGGACGGCCGAGUGCGAUCUCGAGUACAUGAGUCGUUUGAUCCCCGGAGAUGAGGACACGGUCAUGGAUGAGAUCAGACGGUUUGCUUCACGCAUCGCCAGCAAAAAUGUCACAUUCGAUGCAGAAUUUCUGACGCGGAUGCGAGAAAACCGUAUGGUUAGCCGCCAGGCAUACUACACGUUCGUCAUCCUUUACGCGCACCUCAUUUGCUUUGGUGCCUUCGGCAACGGGCUGGUGGUGUUGGCGGUGCUGCGGAAGGCAGCGAUGAAGACGGCGCGCAACAUGUUCAUCUUGAAUUUGGCCGUGUCAGAUCUGCUGCUCUGCCUGAUCACCAUGCCGCUGACGCUGAUGGAGAUUCUGUCACGCUACUGGCCCCUUGGCGAGGACACUGACUUCCUGUGCAAGCUGUUCGGUGGGCUGGAGGGCGUCUCCGUCUUCGUCUCCUCCAUGUCGAUCACAGCUAUCGCGCUUGAUCGAUAUCAGGUCAUCGUUUACCCGACACGCAAGAACCUGCAGUUGGUCGAGGUGUGCAUUAUUCUAGCCUGCAUCUGGGCACUGGCCACCUUGAUCGCUUCACCCAUGUUCAUCGUGCGCAAGCUGGAACAUCAGACCAUCAACCAGUCGGUGCUCGACUUCCCAGACUCCUUCGGCUACUGCAUCGAGGCGUGGACCGUGGAAAGCGGCCGAGCCUACUACUCUGUCUUCAGCAUGGUCUGCCAAUACGUGGUGCCCAUCAUCACCGUCAGCAUCGCGUACGCCCGCAUCACGCGCAAGCUGCGCUUCCGUUUGUCAGCGCUGGCCAACCGAACGUCGAGCCUGCGCGAGGGCCGACAGCAGCGCACGCGCCGGACGCACACGCUGCUGGUGGCCAUCGCGCUCAUCUACGCCGUAUCCUGGAUCCCGUUAAACAUCUGCAACCUGGUGUCCGACUUCAUUUCGUACAGCACCAGCGGCGCACUGGAGCAGAUGCGCAUCGCCUUCGCCGUCUGCCACAUGAUCGGCAUGUCAUCUGCCUGCUCCAACCCCAUCCUAUACGGCUGGCUCAACGACAACUUCCGCAAGGAGUUCCAUGAGAUCGCGCAGCGCGCGCUGCCUCAGCACUGCCAGCCGACUGCUGAUCAGAUGCUGGUCACCAGCGACAUUCCGCUGCAGGAGCUCUGA
This is a messenger RNA of Pollicipes pollicipes, 1233 nucleotides long. RefSeq names its product neuropeptide F receptor. Bases 1 to 1233 code for a protein of 410 amino acids. Gene Ontology annotation, biological process: G protein-coupled receptor signaling pathway. Gene Ontology annotation, cellular component: membrane. The transcript is spliced from 2 exons. The record is from RefSeq and is a predicted model, not a curated record. Lineage: Eukaryota; Metazoa; Arthropoda; Thecostraca; Pollicipedomorpha; Pollicipedidae. Gene Ontology annotation, molecular function: neuropeptide Y receptor activity.